Messenger RNA from Thalassophryne amazonica, 1669 nucleotides. It is a transcript of the gene slc10a1, whose product is annotated as solute carrier family 10 member 1. The record is from RefSeq and is a predicted model, not a curated record. Gene Ontology annotation, biological process: bile acid and bile salt transport. Lineage: Eukaryota; Metazoa; Chordata; Actinopteri; Batrachoidiformes; Batrachoididae. Gene Ontology annotation, molecular function: bile acid:sodium symporter activity. Gene Ontology annotation, cellular component: membrane.
CAGAGAAAGCAGUGUUGUCACCUGGCUUUAGCCAGGUCUCCGUGAGCAUGAACAGAUCCAAUUUCUGGGAGGAAAUGAAGUCAUUUAAGACAAAUGUCUUGUUCAUGACUGAGCGGGCGUUCAGCAACGCUGCGCGCACCGGCUUGGGACUCGUAGUCCGCUGCAGAGCUGCACGGCUGAGCGGGCGAAGAUUCUCCUGCACGCAACCCCCGCGCUGAGUCGUCGUUUGCCGGCAAGAUGGAGUCGGAUCCUCGGCGCUGGGAAACCGCCGCGCUCCGUAGACAUCACUGUUUGUCAGUCAAGAUGUUUCCCUCCAGAGAAGGCCAGGGAACACAGUAACUCCGGACAUUACGACUCCAUGGAAUAUACACCGGAUCCUUUUUCUGCUUCCAAUUUGUGGCUAAAUGACAGCUUCCUGCUCAACCUCACAGCAGCUAACACCAGCCGUGAUGCAGUCCCAACCUUUUUUUCACCGGUAUUGGACAUGAUUGUUUUGAUAACCAUUCUAUUCAUCAUCAUGGUGUCACUGGGAUGUACCAUGGAGCUCCUCGGAAUUAAGCAUCACAUAAUGAAACCAAAGGGAGUUGCCAUAGCGAUGCUGGCUCAGUUUGGCGCCAUGCCUCUCAGCCUUUUCCUUAAGUUUAAACCCAUUCUGACAUUCAGGAGAACCUUUGAAGUAGAAUCAUGUUUACUUUGUGAGAUGUUGAGUGUUGAAAGAGACUCUACAGAAAUUCCACAGGAAACCUCCCCUAUGGAGUUUGGAGAUCAGUCACCAAAGAAGGUGUCACUUCGUCUUUCUGCCAGCCUCGUGAUGACUACGUGCUCCACGGUGCUGGCACUGGGUAUGAUGCCUCUCCUGCUGUACGUGUACUGCCAAGGUUUCAGUAACCUGCAGAAUGCAGUGCCGUAUGUUGACAUUGUCGUGGCCCUCAUCCUUAUUCUCAUACCCUGUGCUGGUGGCAUUCUCAUUAACCACUACAAGCCGAAGUACGCAAACAUCGUCAACAAGGUGGGCCUUUCUGUAUUGGCACUUGUUGUUGUUGUAAUUUUAGUCAUUUCUAGUGUUUCAAUUGGACGUUCCAUCCUGGCAGUGUUUGCUCCUCCACUCAUGGCCAUCGGUGCCCUCAUCCCCUUCAUAGGCUACGCCUUUGGAUACAUCAUCUCCAGCAUCUUCAGACUCACUCACUCGGAAAGGAGGACCAUUGCCAUGGAAACAGGCUGUCAGAACGUACAGCUGGCCUCCACUGUUCUGAAGAUGGGGUUUCCACCAGAAGCAGUUGGUCCACUCUUUCUGUUUCCCUUUGUCUACGCAUCUUUACAGCUGAUGGAAGCUGCAGUGCUUAUCCUGCUGUUCAGGGGUUACCAACUGUUUAAGUUCAUACAGAAACGUAGAUACCAGUCGACGAAUACAACAGCAGAGUGCGAAGAGACUGAGCUGCAUGCAUGAUGGAUGGAUCUGAACUUCAUGGCUUAAGGAUAACAACCAUCCUGCACCAACUCUGUAACGGUUCAACACAGCUGUUAUAUUUGUAUUUUUAUUGAAGCAGUCACUGUCCAAAUACUAACACUGCUAGCAUAAUUACUUUAGUAUAUUUGAAUUUUCUCUUCUAACUUCCCAGUUUUUAUUAAAAUGAAGAUAUUCAGAAAAAUAAAUGGGUUAUUGACUGAA